AUGCAGUCCAAGGUUGAAGGCAAAGCCAGAGUCAGGCCAAAAAGUGUGACCGAAGCUAUACAGCCAUUAUCCACCGACUCUCAAACUCCAGAUCAUUGGAUUGCACGAGACAGCUGCAUGAUUCGACUUACGGGAAAACAUCCAUGCAACGUAGAGGCCCCCUUAUCCGCGUUGUUUAAUGCCGGAUUUCUUACUCCCCAAAACCUCUUCUAUGUUCGCAGUCAUGGAGAUACUCCACGUGUCAGCAUCAAACAGGCGCAGGAAUGGAAGCUACGGAUCCACGGACUUGUUGAGAAAGAAAUUGAGUUUUCAAUUCAAGAGCUCAAAGAUAAAUUCCCAGUUGUCACACUGCCUGUCACUCUGGUAUGUGCUGGCAACCGUCGCAAGGAGCAGAAUAUGGUUCUCAAGGGGCUUGGGUUCAACUGGGGUGCAGCGGGUGUGUCUACGGGUCUCUUUACAGGCGUAUAUCUAGCUGACAUUCUGGAUUAUUGCAAGCCUCGGAAUGCUCUCCUAUCUUCAUACCCCUCUGGUGAUCAACAUAUUCCUGGACGUGCGCGCCAUGUCAUCUUCGAAGGCGCGGACGAACUUCCCAAAGGGAAAUAUGGUACGUCCCAGAGGCUCAGCUGGGCGUUGGAUCGAAGCAAGGGCAUGCUCAUAUCUUGGGGCCUCAAUGGAGAGGAUCUUCUGCCCGAUCACGGCUAUCCUCUCAGAUUAGUGGUACCGGGCCAGAUCGGUGGGCGAAUGGUAAAAUGGCUUCAACGAAUCGAGGUCUCGGACCGCGAGAGUCAGCACUAUCUGCAUUUCUUCGAUAACAAGCUUCUCCCCACUACAGUAACGGCCGACCAGGCGAGAAAGGAAGACAAAUGGUGGUACGAUCCAAAAUACGUUAUCAAUGAACUCAAUGUCAAUGCGGCAAUCUGUUCGCCAUCCCACAACGACACAGUCCAGCUGGCGUCUGAUACUUCCAUGACGCAGAUCUUGGCUAUAGAAGGAUAUGCGUACACUGGUGGUGGACGACGUAUAACCCGUGUCGAGGUGACACUUGACGAUGGAGAGACUUGGAAUCUUUGUGAUAUAAAAUACCCAGAGGAUCUCUACCGCGUGUACCCUAUAGGGAAUCACCAUUACUACGGGUCUCUUGACUUGACCAUGACCGACAUGAGUUUUUCAUGGUGUUUUUGGAAGCUUGAAGUCGAUAUCAAGUCACUGCUAGCAGAUCGCGAUGCCGGGUUCAUUGCCGUGCGCGCAAUGGAUGAAGCUCUGAGCAUUAUGCCGCGGGACAUGUAUUGGAAUGCCACGUCGAUGAUGAAUUCCUGGUGGUUUCGCGUCGCUGUAUACAAGGACAAUCAUGGCCAGACUCUCCGGUUCGAACAUCCAACUGUACCAGGCAAUGCCAACGGCGGCUGGAUGCAGCGUAUGAAUGAGGCUGGAGCAGAUCCGAGACAUCCUUGCCUCAAGGGGAAUAACUUGUUUACUGGCACAUCUUCUAGUUCCACCACGGCAACUACGGCUACAUCUAAAGCGGAUGAUGAUACCAAGAGUGUGAUAAUUAAUCCAGAUAAAAUAGCAACAAUUGUUACGGCGUCUCAGUUUGCCGAGCAUGCUGAUGGAGAGGGCCCUUCUCCUUGGUUCGUCGUUGAGGGCCAUGUAUACGAUGGGACAGAUUUCCUUACGUCUCACCCUGGUGGAGAGCAAUCUAUUCGUCUAGCUGCUGGCGAGGAUGCUACCGAAGACUUUCUGGCUAUUCACUCCAUGGAUGCCAAGAAAUUGUUGAAAGAUUACCAUAUUGGAAAGCUGGAACAACUCGCAUCGCCAUCUACAAGUCUGUCACCAAAGUCUGAUAACCAAGAUGACCCAUCUAAGCCGUUUCUUGAUUCAAAAGUAUGGAAGGAGAUUCGCCUAGUACACAAGAGAGAGAUUUCUCACGAUUCACGAAUCUUUCGCUUCGCCUUGCCUCACGAAGACCAGAUUCUCGGCUUACCAGUGGGCCACCACGUUUACUUGCGCGUGAAGAAAGGUGACAGAGCAAGCGGAAACGUCAAGACCGUGCAGCGAGCAUACACUCCGUAUAGCUGCAGUGCCCAACGUGGCUUCAUCGAGCUUCUAAUUAAGGUGUACUUCCCGUCCACAAAUUCGACGCAAACUGAAGCUGCCUUUUCUGGAGGUCAAAUGACCAUGUUGCUCGAAGACAUGGCAAUUGAUGCAGAAACGGAUGCGCAGACGGUAGAAUUAAAAGGAGCUAUAGGUCAUUUUACAUAUAUCGGCAAUGGGCGAGUUCAAUGCAAGCCUAAUAACCGUGUUCGCACCGUUAAUAAGCUCGCUCUGAUUGCAGGCGGCAGUGGAAUCACUCCAAUCUGGUCCACCCUCAAAGCCAUAGCAGACGAGUACUCGGCCUCUUUAGCUUCUGACCAUGACAAAUCAGUAGAAGUAUGGCUGAUCUACGGUAAUCGAGAGGAAAAAGACAUACUGAUUCGUGAGGAGCUUGACCAAAUUUCACGCCAUAUGGAAGGGAAGCUGCACCUAUGGCAUGUGUUGAGUUCCAACGAGGUAAGAGAGGACUGGACGAUGGGAAGGGGGUAUGUCGAUCUAGAGUGCCUACAAAAUCACCUUCCACCAGCACCUUCUCCUCUGGCUGGUGCGGACCACAAUGAUACGUUGGCGUUAGUUUGUGGCCCCCCUGCAAUGGAAGCGAGUGUUUCUACAGCAUUACAAAAGCUUGGGUGGAACAUCAAGGAAGAUAUCAUAACUUUUUAAGUAUUUAAACUAAAUAUCAAUUGCGCGAUGAGAUUUAUUAUUUUGUUUCGUAUUGCACAGGAGCGGCUUCUUGAAGCUUAAAAUUUU
Molecule: messenger RNA, 2841 nt
Organism: Trichoderma atroviride IMI 206040
Lineage: Eukaryota; Fungi; Ascomycota; Sordariomycetes; Hypocreales; Hypocreaceae
Source: RefSeq, a predicted model, not a curated record